CAACAAUGCAUCGAAAUUCCCUUAUGACGUUAUAAUUAGUGGCGUCGCGAGCCUUAAAUGGACGGACGCUGGGCGUAAGAAGCGCCCUAUAAAAACUAGCGUGCUUGGCAUUAUCACUCACUUGAAGCGCAACCUGCUACUCAGCCAGUGACUGCCACCCUGUUUAUUUUUUCGUUGAGUAGUACCAAGUCAAAAACCAGACCAGCAAGAUGUGUGAUGAUGAUGUUGCGGCACUAAUGAUAGACAACGGCUCCGGCAUGUGCAAAGCCGGUUUCGCUGGUGAUGACGCCCCCCGUGCUGUGUUUCCCUCCAUUGUAGGUCGCCCAAGACACCAGGGUGUCAUGGUGGGUAUGGGUCAAAAAGAUUCGUACGUAGGAGACGAAGCCCAGAGCAAAAGAGGUAUCCUUACCUUGAAAUACCCUAUCGAGCACGGUAUUAUUACCAACUGGGACGAUAUGGAGAAAAUCUGGCAUCACACUUUCUACAAUGAAUUAAGAGUUGCGCCUGAAGAACAUCCAAUCUUGUUGACUGAAGCCCCUUUGAACCCCAAAUCUAAUCGCGAGAAGAUGACCCAAAUCAUGUUCGAAACCUUCAACGUGCCCGCGAUGUAUGUUGCCAUCCAAGCUGUGCUUUCGCUGUACGCUUCCGGUCGUACCACCGGUAUCGUAUUGGACUCAGGAGAUGGUGUAUCCCAUACCGUACCAAUUUAUGAAGGUUAUGCCUUGCCUCAUGCUAUCCUACGUCUGGACUUGGCCGGUCGCGAUUUGUCCGACUACCUCAUGAAGAUUCUCACUGAACGUGGUUACUCAUUCACCACCACAGCUGAAAGAGAAAUCGUUCGUGAUAUCAAGGAAAAGCUUUGCUAUGUCGCUUUGGACUUCGAGCAGGAAAUGGCUACCGCUGCCAAUUCUACCUCCGUGGAGAAGUCCUAUGAAUUGCCUGAUGGCCAAGUCAUCACCAUUGGUAACGAACGUUUCCGUUGCCCUGAAGCCCUUUUCCAACCUUCGUUCUUGGGCAUGGAAUCGUGCGGUAUCCACGAAACCGUCUACAACUCCAUCAUGAAGUGCGACGUUGACAUUCGUAAGGAUCUGUACGCAAAUACUGUACUCUCCGGCGGCACCACAAUGUACCCAGGUAUCGCUGAUCGUAUGCAGAAGGAAAUCACCGCCUUGGCUCCCUCGACAAUUAAAAUCAAAAUGAUCGCUCCACCAGAAAGAAAGUACUCCGUAUGGAUCGGCGGUUCGAUCUUGGCUUCCCUGUCCACCUUCCAACAGAUGUGGAUCUCCAAACAAGAAUACGAUGAGUCCGGCCCUGGAAUUGUCCAUCGCAAAUGUUUCUAAAUUAACCAUACGCUUUUUAUAUCGGGCUGUUAUUUUUAUAUCUUGCGACAGCGGUCACUGUGUACUACGCGCAGACAUUUAAGACUUUUUACAUUAUAAUCAUGUAUUAUGUUUAACUAUAUUAUACUCUUUUAUUAUAUUUACUUAAAUUGUAACUAUUUCGAAAAUUCUUAAUAAAGUUUUGUUAUUUGUUUA
Molecule: messenger RNA, 1535 nt
Organism: Brassicogethes aeneus
Lineage: Eukaryota; Metazoa; Arthropoda; Insecta; Coleoptera; Nitidulidae
Source: the annotation of a GenBank genome assembly